This is a messenger RNA of Cylindrotheca closterium, 4893 nucleotides long. Lineage: Eukaryota; Bacillariophyta; Bacillariophyceae; Bacillariales; Bacillariaceae. The record is from the annotation of a GenBank genome assembly.
AUGGGAUCUUCUCAUUCGGCUCCGCGUCGGGUGUCCAGUCGAAGGUUUCGAAGGCGGAGCUCGGAUCCACCCAGUUCCCCAUCCUCCAACUCGUUUGGUGGAGAUUACGAGCAAGCUGCUGCUGCUGCUGCUGCUGCUGCUAACAAUAAUGCUGCCAAUGGAAAUGCUACAAACUUGCCGCAACGGUGGCCCACCAGUGAAGAAUUGCCGUCCUUACUGGAAGAAAAUGGAGCGGAUAACAGUCAACGGUCGGAUCCAGGAGACAAUUCGGAACACAGCAGCGUCCACAGCAUUCACGAACCUUUGACCAACAAUAGCAAUUCGAGGACUGGCAAAUAUACGGAGCUAUCAGUCAUUCAAUCGGGACAGGUACUCCAUCAGGAAGAUAUGAAUGUCUUUCCGAGUGAAGAAUUUUCCGUUCCGGGCAUCCCAGAGGCCAGCGAAGAAUUUGUCAUUUCCUCCUCCAAACCGAAUGAACAGACGCAAGUGUGGACCAAUCAAUACCCCGAUGGGUAUCGUGAUGAUGAUUCUGCCACCAUGGAUUACUCGGUACCGACUUCCAUGCCGGUCUUGGACUUUUAUCCGCACGGAAGUAGGAACAGCGAAUGGAUGGGACGAAGCAUUGAAACUUUGAUCUUGGGAUACUCGUCGCCAGUCCCCAUUCUGUGUCUCCCACAAGAUGAGGAUUAUCAACAAAAUGAAGAUCUUUCCUUUUGGGGACCGGUCCGGCGGCGGAGUACGGUCAGCACGCUGGGCAGCAGUGCUGGUGCUGGUGGCGGCAAUGACAAUACUGCUAGUAACAGCAAUCGAAGGGGGAGCCUCGGAAGUUUUCCCGGCAGUCGUCGGGGGUCUUUGGUCGGAAGUGGAAAUAUGCACGGAGGGACUCUGGCCAAUUAUUACUCGCGGCGGAAUCGCAACGAAGGCAGUGGGCAUUCCAGAAGUGGCACCAUUGCCCGUGCCAUGCGCCGUGGGGCUACUGGGGCCUCGGCGUCCGAGACGGAACGCAGCAGUCACUCGCACACUGGCGUUACUAGAAGUAAUACCAUGCAACGGCGAGGGACUGGGUCGUCUACUACUACUUCAAUGUUAGAUGGUGGAAGUGGACACUCGAGCUCGGGAGCGAGACGGGAAGGUAGCGGACAUUCGCGCUCAGGAACGAGAAGGGAAGAAAGUGGACAUUCGCGCACGGGAAUGUCCAGGACUGCGCAACGAAGUGGGACUGGGUCUUCGGCUGCUCCGCUGCAAGACGGCAGUGGCCAUUCUCGGAAUGGUGGUGGUGGUGGCGGUGGUGGAUUGACCAGAAGCGAGCACUCGGCCACUGGUGGAAUGUCUUCCAGACCCAUGAAUCGACGAGGGACUGGGUCGUCGGCUCCCAUGAAUCGGCGAGGGUCCUCCUCCCAUGGUCCGGCCUAUCGUCGGCGCAUGAGUGCGACUCCCAGUAACGGAGUGGAAGCAUCCGGAAACAGGGGAGGCCCGAAUGUCGCAUUAUCUUUGAUUGCAAGGCAAACUACUGGAAAAUUCAUUACAAGGAAUCGAAUGCCACCCGUCAAGCGACUGCGGAAACUGGGAGGACAUGCACUCUUUAAUAAUUUGGAUAAACCAGCUGGUGGCAUGUGCUCCGAAGUUGCAUUUUUGAAUGAAGUGAUUGACAGUGGGGAUUGGGCGGAAACCAAGACUGUGGUGUCGCGGAUUGCACCACGAUUGAUUGGAGAUCCCGCAGCAUUGGCGCAAGAACAAAUGGGUGGGGAACGAGAAACACCGAUUGACGAUCCCAACUUGCCACCGACUGCAUCUCGAUUCUAUGCGGGCGGUGGGCGAUUGGGUUUGGAACGGGAUGCCUUUGUGCAAGCUGGUGGAAUUCAAGUCAUAAUUCGAGUCUUUCGGGAAGCGAGUUUUGUGGGCGCCGAAAUGGCAAGAAGCUACGAUGCUCGAGAUGUUCCUGAAGAGUUGGUGGUUUCACGAUUGACACUGUGCUGGAACGAAGUCAUGGCGUCUCUAAGGGAACUGGUCUAUGCCAUACCUUCCUUGGUGGAAGACGGGGAUAUUUUUGACAAUGGGGAGUUCCUACCAUUUUUAUUUACCCUCUUGUCUCAUGAUUCUUGUUUUGAUGGCGCCGCCACACUGAUUGAAGAGAUUGUGAGUCUUCAGCUAAAUGCCUCUCCACCACCAGCACCAGCCGACGACGAUGUAGACAUGCAACUUCCCGGCCAUUAUCCUACUGUCAGAGUUUCUCCGCCGUCGACAUUCUUCCUUGGCAAUGUCCCGGAUCUGUACAAACUUUGGAGAGGAUUCAGUUGCCGACAGCUGGCUCAUUUUAGCCGCAUUCUAGCUCUGCUGAUAUUUGAACCAGAAGAUCGGCAAUUAUUGGAAAGUCCUGCUGUGCUAAAAUCUAUCGAGCUGUUGCAAUUGCGACGGAAUAGAGCAGCUCGGGCAGGCAGAGAUUCCACCAUUGAUCUGAAUCAAUCGAUACUGAUUGGCGAUGAGACGUUGGCACCGAGAUUGCUCAGGCUUUUGAGUAUCAUGAAUUAUGCACCCAGUAUCCGCAGAACGACUCCUUAUGUUGUCAUGGCACGGUAUCCAGUGAUUGCUGACACUCUGAUAAUGCUGGGUCUGAGCGAGCUUGAUCAAUGGAAAGAAGUGGAGAGAGUUGAAAAGCUGGCUCGAAAAAUGCUAGACGAGGAUUAUGAGGACGAGAAUGAGGAUGACAAUGGUGGUCGAAAUCGGCACGUUAACGAGCUCGGAAACGUUGCAGAGAUGAUGGAAGAGUUGGUGGGCGGCCUCAUGGGCCCUCAAGCUGCUACAAAUCAGCUGGCAAGAAUAUUGAUGGUUCUGGCACAGGCUCAAAUUUCACGGCUUAUUCCAGGCAUGCCCCGAGAUGGCAGUGAUGGUGGUCUUGGGGAGAAUGUUUUGAACCCUUCCGAUCCUGGUCUUAUGUCAGAGCAGAUGAUUGGACGUCGAAUUAUGUCAUUAUCACCAGGAAAUAUUGGAUUUGACGAGAACGGAAGGUCGCCAGUGGACGAAAAUGGACAGAGGCAUCCAGCAAGUAGUCGAUCCCGAAUUCAAACACCACAGGACGCUGCCAAUUUGUUGCAACUAAACGCCUUCCUACUUGGACCUUUUCAAGUGGAAGUUUUGUUUGUCUUGUGUACACUAUUGGGAGGACGACGAAAGAUUGAUACUCAAGAACUGCUGAAGAAGCAUGGCAUCAUUUCAGUCCUCGACGAAAUGUUUCAUCGCCUCCCUUGGGCUGCCGCUACCGCGUCUCAACAGUCCAAUUCCGAAGGUGACACGGGUGAUUCUGCAGAUGAGGAGGACCCAUAUGCAAAUGCAUUGAGUGGUCAAGGGGGUGAAUGUACCCCAGAGAACGCUCUCUGCGUGCAAUAUCUCCGCUUACUUCACAACUUCUGCGAUAGAGAUUGUGACAACUAUGCUGGCCGUCGACUCCUUUUGAGUCAAGGCGAGCGCAAUCAUGUCUUUGAAAGGGGAAAUCCAAACGAUGUUUCACAACUUCAGCCUGGCUUGUUAUCCAAAAUUACGACGGCAUUAAUCGGCGAAGUUGAUGAAUCACCGUACCGAUUUUGGCUCGCCAGUUGCAUUGAAUCCUAUCUACGCGGUUCCUCACCAGCCGAGCAGGUAUUUGUUGCCCAAUCUGGUCUUUUAAAGCACUUGGUGAAAGACAUUACAAGUGAUUUUCUUCAUUGUGCUGGAAGUCUUCAGACUUCGUUCGAUCUGCUUGGUGAGCUGUGCAAAGGAAAUUCCGAAGUUAUUCAUUUGCUGGUCAAGGAUCUAGAUGAAGAAAGCUUUCGCAAGUUGAUGAGUGUUGCAGCUGCAAAUCUCGUGGAUUCCAAUGUGUUCCUACGGUCACUGUUAUUGACAAUGGAACGAAUGUCUGCAUCAAGGAGAUUAAUGCCGUUGCAUUUGGAUCCAGAAUGUUUCGCCAUGCGACAAGGAACUUGGAAGAGUCAAAGCGGAGUUGAUUCGCGUGCUUACGUCACUCACUCUUGGUGGGAUACAGAAGUGAAGGAGCCAUCCAAAACUGAAGAAAUCAACGGCAAGGCUGAAAAUCUGCAAACUCCUACCGAACGAAAGCAAGACAAGGCUCGUGCUUCAGAUUGGUUUCCUUCCAGUGCCAUGAUCACGGCCUACAGGAUGCGACCUCCAGGGACAAUUGAUCCCUCGCUAACUGGCCUUCACGACGGAGUUGGACAUUUUGGUUGGGUCUUUACUCCUUUUGGAGAGACCUUGGCUACCGCAACCCAUGAGCCAAACACUGUCGAGCGCUUGUCAUGGUUCUUGGCAGCGAAUCAAACACGGCUACUACGAGACUUGUUGGGUGUUGUUGACUUGAGAAAUAUCAACCAUGAAAAUAUUUGCUGCUUGAAUACUGCUGUAGUGAUUGCGAUCUUUGCGUCCCGGCGAAACGAGCUGGGUAACUUGCUUCAAGAUCUUGGUCGAUUGAACAUUGAAGAACGAGAAACCAAACGCAGAGCACGCAAUGCUUCAAGCGAUGACAAUGUCAUUGACCGAGCCUUUGCACAAGCUCUAAAGUACAUGGAUAUGGACGAAAAAAUUGCGCCGGCACCCUACGCACGUCGAGCUUCUGUGAGCCGCCGUGCCUCGCUGACCUACUAUGGUACCAAGGGUGAAAUUGGAGACAAGAAUGAUGUGCUUCGCAACUUUCGCGAAGUCCUGUGGUUCUGGAUUGAGUAUUACACUCACCGUGGCCGUGAUCGUUUGUCAUUGGAAUACUCCUCGCAUUUGAGAUUCCAAGAAUGGGUCGAUGUGGUCUCCUUGCUCAGUGCUGACGACAGCUCUCCAACAUCGUUGGUCCACCAACCAGUUCGUUUGCCACGUAGCCCCUAUGGACGUUCCGCCCGAGUUUUUGACCGUUGA